UUGCUGUGUUACCUGUUCUAAAAUUUAAUUUGUUAAUACUGUUGCACAGUUGGUAGUAACUGAUUUCAAAUGGAACAGUAAAGUUAUUUGUUGAAGCCUUACUUCCAGCUGCUUUUUCUCAGCGGCCAAUAACUAGCUCUGUGGAACUUUCAGUAUAGCAACAAAAUGCCAAUAAAGUGAGCCUUUUCCAGCAACUAAAUGGGUGUGUUUUUUAAAGGCCAAUAUCAAUAUUGACAGUGGGGAAACAUCCUGUGGCCCAGGCCUGCAGCUUCCACAGCAGGCUGGUUUUCCAACAGUCCCUGCUUUGUGUUUCUACCCACUGUGCCAGCUGCCACACAACAACUUCUCCGUAAGACUUAUUUUUGAGUUCUGACCUGAUCCUCUGAUGAUGAGAAUGCUGUUUAGGAUCUGCUUCAUUGCAGCUCUGCUAGUAUGCUGUGUCCUGUUAAGUCCUGCUCUAGAACAUGAAAAGAGGAGAGGUGAAGAAUUUCAAAGCUCUGAUGAGAACGCUGACAGUGACAUCAAGGUGAAAAGAAAUUACACAACCACAAAUGACAGGAGACCUAAGGCUGGGAGUCCAAGGAAGACAGGAAGUGAGAGAGUUUCCAUGGGACCAAGAAGUGAUGUCAGCUGCGCCAAAUUGGGAGGCAUCUGCCAGCCUCACCGUUACAUCUGCCAAGGCCGAUACCUAAAAGACAAGUGCUUGGGGGCCAAGACACGGCAGUGUUGUAUGCCAGUUGGAGUGUGGAGUAUUCUUUGUGCUGGUCACCACAACAACAGAGUGAGGUCGUGUGAUGCACAUGGCUGUGGCGCUUUCAACUCCAGAAGAGGUGAUGACCUACAUAAAGCAGUGGACCUGGUGUGUGAUGACUAUGGUAUUGUCAACACUCCAUUCUCAGGCUCUCUAGCGGGUCCAGUGAGUCGGAAAGACUCUGCUGGGCAUCAGUAUGAUGGGGUCAAACUUCUCAAUGAUGUACACUGUGUGAAGAUCUUCAACAUCCGUCCUUUUCAUUACAUGGGCCCAGUGGCUCAGGGGGAAGCCUUGGGUUAUCUGUUGCCGCUGCAGGAACGUUUCUCCGGCAUCACAUCACACCUGGAGCUGCAAAUGUGUGACAGCAGUGACCCUUCACCUUUCAUAUGACCUCUAAAGUCUCAGUCUUUACCGGUGACAUUUCAUAUGACCUCUCCUCCUUUAAAUUACCCUUGACCCUUCACCUUUAAUAUGACCUCUGACUUUCAUCUUUUAUGCAACCUGUAACCUUUACCUUCCUGCAGAUAACAAUUCCCAAUUCCUAAAAAUGACAACUUUUCAGUGGCCUGAAAAUUAACAUUUUAAUCAACAGCUCUGACACUAGUGUUUUCAUAUCACAUUUAAAAUCUAUCUUACGAUGCAACAGUCCCAAUUCUUCAUCCUCUAUAUAAUACAGCCUGACAGCAUUUCAAAACCAAUGUCUCACAUUAUGGGAACUACAUGUUUUUCCCCCCUAAUGACAGCAAAUUAAGUCAUGUUUUAGCCAUUGUAUAUUUUUUCAUUAUUACCUUUUCUCCACCGAAUGCCAUUUAUUUUUAUAAAGUUCCCCUUUUUAGUUUGGAAACUAACUAAAUAUUCCUAAUAAUUAUGACUCUUGCAUACUUUUCUCCUUCUCCUUUUGUAUGAAAAAUGUUCCAUCCCUCAAUGUGGACUUAUCUGUUGGGAAUUAAAUGAUGCAAUAAAUUCUAACUUCAUUUCUGCUUUUGUUUCAAGUGGUUUCUACUUUCCAUAAUCCAGUUGGAAGUAAAAUGAAGAUUGUCACAAGUUUAAAUUGGGGAGUAACUUGUCAUGAGGAAUAAAUUG
Molecule: messenger RNA, 1834 nt
Organism: Micropterus dolomieu (smallmouth bass)
Lineage: Eukaryota; Metazoa; Chordata; Actinopteri; Centrarchiformes; Centrarchidae
Product: leukocyte cell-derived chemotaxin-2-like
Exons: 6
Coding region: 386-1141 (251 amino acids)
Source: RefSeq, a predicted model, not a curated record